This is a messenger RNA of Boeremia exigua, 2109 nucleotides long. RefSeq lists its product as uncharacterized. Gene Ontology annotation, biological process: regulation of DNA-templated transcription. The record is from RefSeq and is a predicted model, not a curated record. Bases 100 to 2025 code for a protein of 641 amino acids. Lineage: Eukaryota; Fungi; Ascomycota; Dothideomycetes; Pleosporales; Didymellaceae. The transcript is spliced from 4 exons. Gene Ontology annotation, molecular function: DNA-binding transcription factor activity, RNA polymerase II-specific; zinc ion binding.
GAGUAUUUGGUAUCUUUUCUAUGUAAAUUGACAGAGCCCGGAUCUCCGCGAAGGCGUCCCCACCCCACACAAUUCUCUGGAUCGCCCAACAGAGCCCACAUGGCACAUGCUGCAUCCGCCUCCGCGGCCGCAGUCGAUAGUUGUUCCACAGCACCAGCCGCAAGCGAAGAAAUAUCUUCAGAAGUAACACGCAAACGCCGCCGAACUGAAAAAUCAAGAGUUGGGGCAGCUUAUCCACGGAAGAGAGCUGUUGCUGCAUGUCAGCUUUGUCGCGUACGAAAAGUCAAAUGUAACAAUGCGCGGCCGUCCUGUGGAGGCUGUUUAUCUUCUCAAAUCUCAUGCGUAUACGAGGACAGCCAGGAUCAUUCUGCGUUUGAUCCUGCAAGUAUCUUAAUUCUAGACCGUCUCAAUCAAGUCCUUGCUAGACUGGAUCAGGGCCCGUCAUCCUCUGCGAAUACCUCACCGACAGCACCCACUCCUGGGGACUCAGUUCACGCGUCGACGACUGCUACUAGCGAUCUAGAUCUAGCCGUAGAACAAGAGUCCUACGAUCAGCUUCGCGUCCCUUCAAGCCAGACGACACCUGAUACUAUCUUGUCAUGGCCGGUCUUCCAACGCCAAUUCCCCGCCAGCUUCACUACCGACUCGGUAUUCGAAGCCGAAGUCUCUGAAGACAUUCAAGACUCAUCCCAAAAUGAUCAUACAAGAUUUGGUCAGAAGGUUGGCGGCGUCAAUGAAGAGUGUAUCCCAAAGUUAAUCAAACAAUUCUUACAAUAUGUCCAUAUUAAAAACCCUGUCGUCGACAUGGACACAAUCGCAAUGUACGCCCAUACCGUAAGUGAGGAGGGCAUCAAGUGGGACACAGCUUCCUGCCUCGUAAUUCUUGCUUGUGCGCUCGGAUGUGUCGCCAGGCCGUUUCGCAAUGACCCUUCUUCGCCUUUGCAAUGCACAUCACUCGAUUAUGAUGAAGACGCCCUUCGUCAGGGUGAGGCAUAUUACAAUUGUGCUCGCAGGAGGUUCGGAUUACUGAAAGCAGGUAUCUCUGCAACACAGUGCCAUUUCUUGGCAGGUGUUUAUCUAAUGUACACCAUGCGGCCGUUGUCUGCAUGGUCUCAAUUCCGCUCUGCCUCGGCGUCAUACCAUCUACAUCUAGACUUUCAAGCUCGACGAGUUGCCCGUUACGGCUGCGCUCCUGUAUCCCCGGAGCGGAGACAUCUUGAAACAAGCCUUUAUUGGAGCUGCUACAAGUCCGAAUGCGAGCUUCGCAUGGAGCUGAACCUUCCCGAUAGUUCUCUGGUCAACAUUCAGUAUCCAGAUCUGCAUCCAGUUCCCCCUUGGACGGAUACUUCUAGCAUAUCGAUCGAACAAUUAGGUACUGGAAAAAAACCUAGGCAAGCUUCCAGUGAUGCCCUUGACUUACAACAACAAGAGACCAGCUGGUUCUAUUACCUGACGGAAAUUACCUUACGUCGACUCAGGAAUUCGGUUCUGAACACACUUUACGUCAAGGACUAUCGAGAGUGGACCGACGAGCAGAUCCCAUACAUGACGCGAGCUGCAAUCGAACUUGAGCAGCAACUAAAAGAGUGGUACAACGGUUUGCCCGCACCACUGCGAUACGAAAACGACGUGAUACCCUCCGAAGAACUCCCCUGGUUGGCUCGGGGACGCGAACUCGAGAUUCGAAUACAAAUCUACCAACCGUUCCUGUACUAUGCCAUCCACCAACUUUGUAACAGUUCGUAUGGCAGUACUGUGAUACCUCUUGCACAGAAAGCUCUCUUGUGGAGUUUCUACGUUAUUGAGGAGUUCCCUACUCGGCACAGACAUCAUGGAACUUGGUACGGUAUUAGAUUCAACAUCUCCGCGUCGUUUCUUAUCCUUGCUGCUGUCAAGAGUGAAGCGUUAUCAGUACGCUCGGAUUGGCAGCGCAUGAUGUCUGCCAGCAUUCACAGGUUGGCAUACUGGAAAGACGAGGCACCCGGACUGUCAGAAGCUAUUGAAGUAAUUCAGUAUUACCUCUAGAAACAUAUUACGUAACUGUAACUUCCUUCGACUUACUGGCAUUUCGUGUUACGAGAUUAUCUGAGCCUAAGUCGUUAUUUUGGU